Messenger RNA from Ananas comosus (pineapple), 1213 nucleotides. RefSeq names its product chlorophyllase-2, chloroplastic-like. The record is from RefSeq and is a predicted model, not a curated record. Gene Ontology annotation, biological process: chlorophyll catabolic process. The transcript is spliced from 2 exons. Lineage: Eukaryota; Viridiplantae; Streptophyta; Magnoliopsida; Poales; Bromeliaceae. Gene Ontology annotation, molecular function: chlorophyllase activity. Bases 64 to 1014 code for a protein of 316 amino acids.
UCAUCUUCUUAGAGAGAGAAAGAUAUUGAGAGAGAGAGAGAGAGGGGGGGAGAAGGAUCAGCAAUGGCUUCGGUGUUCGAGAUCGGAAAAUUCAGUGUCGAGGUGAUCGUCGUGACGGCGAAGGAGAAGGGCGAUGAGGCGGCGUCGUCGUUGCCUCCUAAGCCUGUUUUGAUCCUCUCGCCGACCAACGCGGGUGUUUACCCGGUCGCGGUCUUUCUGCACGGCUUCUUGCUUCAAAACCGAUACUACACGCAGCUUCUGAAGCAUGUCGCGUCUCACGGGUUCAUUGUCGUCGCACCGCAGCUCUACACCUGCAUUCUGGCGAACUCGACGGAGGACGUAGAAUCCGCUGCCGCGGUCGCCAACUGGCUGCCCGACGGGCUCCGACCUUUGCUCCCCCGCGGUGUCGAGCCCGACCUUACAAAGCUCGCCCUAGCCGGACACAGCAGGGGCGGGCACGCCGCCUUCGCCGUCGCCCUCGGCCUCGCAAAGACCCCCCUGGAAGUGAAAUUCUCAACCCUAAUCGGAGUCGACCCAGUCGCGGGAACAAGCAAAUCGUCGCAGACCCCCCCGAAGAUUCUCACCUACGAGCCGUCCUCCUUCGACCUCGACAUCCCGGUCCUAGUCCUCGGGACGGGGCUUGGAGAUGAGAAGAAGAACAUACUCUUCCCGGCGUGUGCACCAAAAGGAGUCAACCACGAAGAGUUCUACUACGAAUGUAAGCCUCCGUGCUACCACAUUGUUAUGAAGGAGUACGGACAUUUGGACAUGUUGGAUGAUAAUGCCCCGAAGAUCAUCGCAAAGUGCCCUUGUAAGAACGGGAAGAAUUGCAGGGACAUCAUGCGGCGGACCACUGGGGGGCUCGCCGUCGCGUUCUUGAAGGCGUACUUCGAAGGCGAGGACGGCUAUCUCCAAGCAAUACUGGAGGAUCCUCAGCAGGCUCCGACGGUGCUCGACCCGGUCUCUCGCCGCGAAGCGAAGAAUGAGAUGGAUUCUCUUGUUGCCUUUCUCUAAAUUUAAGCUUCGACAAAUUGCAAUGUAAUAGUACAACAAUAAGAUCAAAUAAGGUCAUUGUUUUACACAUCUAUCUUUUAGAGGAUAUGAGCUCAAAUCAUCGUCCCGAAGUCAAUUUUAAGACAUUUGAUUCGACGAUCUGAACCGUUAAAAGAAAAAAAAAAAAAUUUAAGGUAUAUAAAGAAGUUAGUAAGAGUAG